Messenger RNA from Moneuplotes crassus, 546 nucleotides. The record is from the annotation of a GenBank genome assembly. NCBI's taxonomy places the organism in Eukaryota, Ciliophora, Spirotrichea, Euplotida, Euplotidae.
UGUAACUAAAAUGAACUCCAUUCCUAAAAUUACCUGAGAUGAGAACAUCUCUGAUGAGUUUUUAAGCGAAGAAGUAUCCUCCUGCAGAGUCCCUACCUCCAAGAAGAUUCUGGAGAACAUGAGCUUUAAAUCUAUGAGCAUGAGGAAGCAGACUGGUGUUAAGAGACUUAGUUUUAAUCCAAGAGAUGCUUCUUAUUGUGUCCAGAACAACGACCUUACUCAUGGGCUUAAAGAAAAUAGCAACAAGCAGAGCUAUUGGAGUGAAGAAAUCAAAUAUGGGAAUAUUAGCAAGCCCCGUAUCUUAUCUUCAUCUGCCAAGACAGGCAAACCAAGGAACUCUUUGAAAUAAAGAGAUUAGCAGUCUUUUGAAAGUAGCUGCUGAGAUUAGAAGCAAUAAAAAGUCAAAGAGUACUUUUUCCAAACAGAACUUUCCAGAACCUCCUCAGAAGAAAAGAGAGCCACCUAUCUGUAAUGAUCUGACGAUGAGAGACGUCAAGCCAUCUGUUUAAUAAUAAGCUAUGAAUAUUGUCAUUAAUAAAGUCUUUU